AUGGUGAAAUUUGAGCGUAUACUGCAAGUUACCUCCCUGAAUCAGAUUAAAAUACCUUCUUGUGUGUUUCUCUUCUUCUUUUGCAGUAACUGCCCCUCAUUUUUGGCCGCUGCUUUAGCAAGAGCAACUUCAGAUGAGGUCCUUCAGAGCGACCUCUCGGCGCAUUUCCUACCAAAGCACGUGGACAACGCGGACGGGAUCAUUCAGAUCGAGACAGUGAAGUUGGCCCGCCUGGUUUUUAGCAAACUGCACGAGAUCUGCAGCAACUGGGUGAAAGAUUUCCCCUUGCAGCCCAAGCCCCACCGCUACUACGAGACGUCCAUCCACGCCAUCAAGAACAUGCGCAGGAAGAUGGAGGACAAGCACGUCUGCAUCCCCGACUUCAACAUGCUCUUCAACCUCGAGGACCAGGAAGAACAGGCCUAUUUCGCGGUGUUUGACGGCCAUGGGGGAGUGGAUGCUGCCAUUUACGCCUCCAUCCACCUGCACGUGAACAUGGUGCACCAGGAGAUGUUCCAGCAUGACCCAGCCGAGGCUCUGUGCCGAGCCUUCCGCGUCACCGACGAGCGCUUCGUCCAAAAGGCAGCCAGGGAGAGCCUGCGCUGCGGAACCACCGGGGUGGUGACUUUCAUCCGCGGCAAUAUGCUGCACGUGGCCUGGCUCGGGGACUCCCAGGUUAUGCUCGUGAGGAGAGGCCAAGCUGUGGAGCUGAUGAAACCCCACAAACCAGACAGAGAGGAUGAGAAGAAGCGCAUUGAGGCCCUGGGAGGCUGCGUGGUCUGGUUUGGAGCCUGGAGGGUGAAUGGCAGCCUGUCUGUCUCCAGAGCUAUUGGGGACGCCGAGCACAAGCCAUAUAUCUGUGGGGACGCAGACUCUGCCUCCACGGUGCUGGAUGGCUCUGAAGACUACCUCAUUCUGGCCUGCGAUGGCUUCUACGACACCGUGAACCCCGACGAGGCAGUCAAGGUGGUGGCUGACCACCUCAAGGAGAACAACGGUGACAGCAGCAUGGUAGCACACAAAUUGGUGGCGUCCGCCCGCGACGCCGGCUCCAGCGACAACAUCACCGUCAUCGUGGUCUUUCUCAGGGACAUGAACGCGGCCGUCGCCGCCAGCGAGGAGUCGGACUGGACAGAGAACUCUUUCCAAGGGGGGCAGGAAGACAACGGGGAAGACAAGGAGAACCACGGAGACUGCAAACGGCCGUGGCCCCAGCACCAGUGCUCAGCACCGGCAGAUUUAGGGUACGAAGGACGAGUGGAUUCCUUCACCGACAGAACUAGCUUAAGCAUAGGGUCCAGCGUCAACCUGCUUGAUGAUCAAGGCUAUUUAGACCUGACAAAAACAGAAACUAGUACACCUCAGAGUGCCAAAUGUCUGCCACCAGUCCAAGUGUUUAGUCCUGGAAUACCAAAGAGUGCAGAUUCGAUCAGCAGCUUCCUGGCAAAGGGCGAAUCCCCAGAGCGCGCCACGGCCUCGGUCUGCGGGCAGAGCCACCCGGGGGAGCACGAUGCUCCCCUGAGCUCGGGUGCUGCAGGGCAGGGCAUCUACAGGGUGAGGGGGUUAUCCCCCAUCUUCUCUGGGCUGGAAGAUGAACUGUUCAAAUCCUUGGGAAAACGAGCCGCGUUCCUGCAGGUCCGGCUGUGCAGCGGGAAGAGGCGACGAGCAGCCAGGCUCACACCAAAGUUUCACACGCCGCUCUGGGCUCACGAGCCCUCCCACCUCGAAGGAUCCACCCUGCCCUUCCCUGUCCGGGGCCGCAGGAGCAGGAGGGCGUGGGCCCGACCCUCCCCCUGGCAGAGGCUGCUCGGCCGUAACACUUACAGCGAGAGCAUGUUUUUGAUGCGAAGACAAAGUAAUUGUAUACCAGACCCAUCCCUCCAUCAAUGCUGUAAAAUGUAACCACCCCCUCGUGUUCCCCCCUGUCAGACUCCCAAAGUAGACAUUCCCAAAAAUAAAAACUGGCAUCAUCAGAGAGCGGAAAGAGGUGGGCAUUUCCGAACUGUACUCCAGUUCCCCUGCAAAGCUCCAAACCCUGUGUAAAUAGACCUAGGAAUUAACAAAUGUUAGUUGUCUCAAAUCUCAAUAAGGUUUGCCGGUGGUGCCACCCUGAGCAAUUCCGCAGCCGCCCGACCACCCGCACACACGAGUGUCCAGCCACAUCCGCCAGGGAAAGCCAAACAGCCGCUUCACGAGGACAGACUCCGCCAGGGCACAGGCCUUAGACACGCAGGAGGCUGCACCUGCCUGAGGAAUGUCUGGGCAGCAAUACUGACAGGACGGUCUGCUUCAGAACUGCCAAAUUUUUCUAGAGCGGGGGGAAGUUUCAGUAGAGUCGAGGUGGGG
Empidonax traillii (willow flycatcher) is the source of this 2346-nucleotide messenger RNA. RefSeq names its product protein phosphatase, Mg2+/Mn2+ dependent 1E (gene PPM1E). Gene Ontology annotation, molecular function: cation binding; protein serine/threonine phosphatase activity. Gene Ontology annotation, biological process: negative regulation of protein kinase activity; protein dephosphorylation. The record is from RefSeq and is a predicted model, not a curated record. NCBI's taxonomy places the organism in Eukaryota, Metazoa, Chordata, Aves, Passeriformes, Tyrannidae. Bases 1 to 1902 code for a protein of 633 amino acids. The transcript has 7 exons.